AUGGAUUCAAAAUCUCGAAUUGCGCAAGAAAAGCUUGCUGGGCUGGAGAAAGCAUCGGCACCGUUCGAAGAACAAAUUCGUGAAGCUGGAAAUUUUGUUGAUAUUGAUUUGGAUAAGGUUGCUACUGUUCUGGAUCAUCAAAAACACGAAGAGAAAGCCUUCAAGAAGAAAUGCGCGGCAGGUUCAUUUCAUGGCAGAGAGGAAUGGCUUCUACGAUGGCUUUUGAAGAAAUUGCAGUCUCCCAAGGAUAAAACUGCGAGAACCACACCGUCAUCAUGGCACCUGUUCCGUCUAUUGUUGAAUGCGAUCCCACUAGCGAAUACUGCACGCAUGCUCACCGAAAAGAAGUUUAUCGUAACCCUACAACAGACAUUACAGGAAGCACAGGAGAUCAGCGAAAUUGACGAUUCUGGCAUGGAGGUACACAAUGAUUCAAUGUCAGGGUCCGAUUCGGGAGAAACAUCGAUUAUCUCGAAGAAGCGCAAACGGACCGGGGAACUAGUCACCCAUACGUAUCAUGGUCCGGCCAAGGGCCUUCGAGCUUUAGUUAUGGCGAUUCAUACUGCUAUCAAUAGUAUCGUUCGAUCCACCAAAGUCUCUUCCUCGCAAAGAACAGCAGGGAAUGGUAGAAGUCCAGCCUUUACCACGGAGUACAUGCGAGCGGUCGUACGAACCACGCCCGAAGCGUCCGCCAUGGUUCUAGGCUCAUGGAUGUCUCUUUGCCAGAUGAUUAUAAGAACUGAAGACCUGAUGCAAUUUUCUCUUCAUUGCUCAGAACCUUUACUAGCAUUGUUGAAAAUGACGAAGGUAGAUUCAACCACACAGGAUUGGAAGGAAAUUUUGGAGAAAUUGAUUGCUCGAAAUAUCAUCAUUCCUUCAAAAGCGAGCGCUGGCGAGAAGCAAGAUUCUACAUUGUUACAGAGUUUGACGAGAGUCCUAGUUCUGCAAGAUGUCGCAAAUGCUCCUAUUCUUUUUGACAUUGCAAUUCGGUCUUUGCAGUCUAAUGGAGACCGCCGAAGACGACCAUCAGAUAAUGCCUGGCUUCAGACAGUAUUUACAACCUUAAAAUCUGCCAUGCCUCCAACCAAAACAGUGGCGCAUAAUUCUGCCAUCCGCGAAAUACUUCAGCGCUCCAUUCAACACGAAGUGGAUCUUGGCCUCCCAGAACUCAAAAGUUUAACGGCGGAGUAUGUUGUGCCUGAGGGAAGCACGGAUUGGUACCUUCUAGAAACCGUGAUGAAACUCGAUGCCAAUGUCUUCCUCAUCGCCGAUAGCGACAAGAAUUUAUUGAACGAUGUAUUGGAGCGAGUUACUAACGUCUACUUCGAAAUUACCUGGCCCGAACAAUCUCGACAUAUUGUAUCCGAGAUUGUCGUUCCUUUGAUGGAUGAAUUUGCCAAAGCUCGUGAUCUCUCGGGAUUUGUGCGCCAUUGGUACUCUCAGCUUGUUAAGUUUGAGCAAACACGAAAGGAAGAUGCAAUGUUCCCGGCGGAUGCCUUUUUACAUUUAGUUGAUUGGCUAGCUAUCGAGAUCGUAAACCAACCUAACGCUGUCGUUACCAUCCUUGAAGCUAUUGCAAAUUCAAUAUCUAGAGAAGAUGUCGUAGAUAUCAUCGGAACACGUCUGUAUCAUGUCAUCUUUGAUAACGGGAAUCUUGGCAAAUUGAAUGGCAGAUAUAGCUGGCGAGCUUGGAGGGUUUUGACUCGAUCCUUCCAUUGGAUGCAACCUCUUCAUCUUGAAGAAAUUUCUGAGCUGUGGGAGCAGCAAGCGAGCCCCUUUACCAUAUUGUCCGCCCAUACGUUCGGUCAGAAAGGAUUGGAUAAUUUGGAAAUCUUUCGGUGUGCAUGCUCAGCAUGGAAUGCGUCCGAAAUUGGAACGAAAUUGGAAAGUCUUUCAUCACCAGUGGUUUUGCGUUUUCUUGAACAACUAGGUCCUUCUAUUGGUGCUUUGAUUGAUCAAAAGUGGCAAAUAAUGAAAAGUGGCCUAUUCACCUCAACACGUUAUCACGAGGCGCCCAAUGGACUGCAUGCUUCUCUGGCUAAGACCUCUACAACUGAGCAUGUAUGGAAUCAUGAAGCAUUCGCCGCUUUAUGGUUUGGAGUUUUGCGUCAAGAUUGUGUACUCAACCAAUCUAGCAUCAUAAGUCGAUUUAUUGAUGUCCUACUGAGCUGUCAAAGUCAAGAAGAAAACCCCCUCACUGCUACUCUUAUAUGUAAUUAUGCUGUCAUCGAAUCUCUAACACGACUUCCAUUGGAAGUGAUCAGCAAGAAGUACAGAGAACGGAUUAUGCAAAGUUGGUCAACAGAUGUCUUGGCACAGUCCCCUGAGUGUUAUCCCGCUGUGCUAGCAUUGAAAUUGAAGAUCAUGCAUCGCCCUACAUUUUAUACAGGCAUGAAAUAUAAGGAAUUCGAAGAAAUUGAGAAAUUGAUCAAGAAAGUCGGGUUCGAGGAGAUGCCUAAGCGGUUGGAAACUCUUAUUACACUGAGAGAGCUUGUUAAGUUGACUUUGUCACAUGUGACUAGUAACUUGGAUCAGUCUCAAAAUCGCAAAUAUAUCUUAGACGCCAUAAGUUAUUUCCAGGAUAAACUCUCGAAAUACACUAGCGACGAGAAGAAGACCAAGGGGAGAAAACUUUGCCUUUCAUCUCUACAUCACACUAUCGUCAGCAACCAAGAUUUGACUAACCAUUGCACAUCCUUCAGAAAAUUUCUUCUCCUCCAACUGCAAAGGCGACUGAAAAAAAAACCUAAGAUAGACGAGGUUGGGAAUCAUAAGGAUGGUUCAUUAUCAAUUGUUGUUAUUCUUCAGGCUCUAGAUUCUUUGGGCGUGGAAUCAUCAGAGAUUGAACCUCUCGCAACAGAAAGUCAAGUAUAUAUUGCCAAGCUGAAUGAAGGGAAGCCAGAAGUAGAUGAUGUACGCCAACUGUUGCCGGAAUUCUUUGCUACUCAUGCGUCGAGCAACGAAGAUGGAAUCCUCCAUAUGUCUUUAGAGGCUUUUAUUAACACAUCUGCCGGCAGGGCUGGCAUAAAGAAAAAGAUGGAGACAAUUACCUCAGAAAUGGGCAACGCGGAAAAAUUACAACUGCUUCAGCGUUUAAUGGGCGAAGAACUGAUUGGUUUGACUCAACUGGAUAAGUUGGUAGCCGUCAAAUAUGUUAUUGGCGCCUGCGAUAAUGUCGGACACGAGCCUGCUAAUGCAAAGAAUUACCAAGGGUCAAUGGAUCUUUGUCUAGCAUACGAUCUGUUUUGCACGCAGAUUAUCAAGACCAAUUCAUACCGAGUAUUUGCUUUGCUAGGGGAAAUUAUGGAGAUGAUGCUGAAGACAAAACGUCGUGCCCUCUCCCAAUGGUCCAUUGAUCGCACUCUUGCAAUAGUUGCGAUAAUAUGCUCUAGCAAAGGACCUCUUCUUCCUACUUCACAAGCGAGCAAUAUCUUCAUUCGUCUGUGUACAUUAAUGAAGGUCGUUCUUACCAACCACCGCUUCCGUCUUGAGGGCCAUCUUCAUUCUGUCAUCCAAGUUCUACAACCUCUUCUCCGCUGCCUCUUUACAGCCCAUUCUCACACCUCUAAGCGGCUUCUUCAGGCCUUUACCCCGCCUCCCUGGCUCUCACAUUUUCAACCAAGCAUCACUUCAUCUUCCUCGAAUACUCUCUCUCCAAUAGCUGCCGAAUCUUUUACCCGUCUUCUCACCCUGAUCUGCGACCCUACACCUAAUUCCAUUUCUCAUUCAUCCGUGAAUAAUCUGACAUCUGCUGUCGCCAAAGCCAAAAAGAUUGCCGGUCAACAUAUGCACAUCAUACUACAGACAUACAUAAAAUUCAACCUCGAAAUGACAAUGAAGUCAGAAGUUAGAACUGCUAUGACACCUGGGUUGUAUGCGAUAUUUGGAUGUACGGAUAUGGAAGGUCGCAAGGCUGUGGUUGAUGGGCUGGAUUCCAGUGCUAGAGCAGUUUGGGGAACUUUGUAUAAAGAUUGGGCUCGAUUCGGAAAAUGGAAGGGUGCUUAA
Messenger RNA from Botrytis fragariae, 4005 nucleotides. RefSeq names its product putative urb2 npa2 family protein. Gene Ontology annotation, cellular component: nucleolus. The coding region runs from base 1 to 4005 and encodes 1334 amino acids. The transcript is spliced from 11 exons. Gene Ontology annotation, biological process: ribosome biogenesis. The record is from RefSeq and is a predicted model, not a curated record. Lineage: Eukaryota; Fungi; Ascomycota; Leotiomycetes; Helotiales; Sclerotiniaceae.